Messenger RNA from Selaginella moellendorffii, 2284 nucleotides. RefSeq lists its product as uncharacterized. Lineage: Eukaryota; Viridiplantae; Streptophyta; Lycopodiopsida; Selaginellales; Selaginellaceae. The coding region runs from base 700 to 2217 and encodes 505 amino acids. The transcript is spliced from 9 exons. The record is from RefSeq and is a predicted model, not a curated record.
CCAUUUUGCUCCAGCGUUUUUUCGUGAUUUUACAGAUUGGUGUUAUUUCGCUAUUCAUACCACCUAGAUCGACUCAGAAGAAUCCGAAGGCAAUCGUCAUGCGUCCCUUUCUCUUGCAAACACGAAGUGUGAGCGAUGGGCUUAAUUUGAUGGUGAAGGCCACUAGGCCUGAUGAGACUUCUAUGUAAUGCUUCGAGUGCCAGACUUGAGGUUCAGGCUCCAAGAUUUCCUUAAACUUGAAGAUUCCCAAGUUCGUUCCGAAGAUUAGCGAAAACAAAACGGACAAGAACAAUUUACUACUUUUCAAGUAACAGGAGACUGCUCGAUGUCACAAGACUUGAACAAACUUAAGGACUUAACAUUUAUUUUGAGAAGGUUAGCCUGGCAACCAGGGGAUUUUCAUCUCUAUAGGUACUGGUACCACAGGCAAUUUAUUUGCAACUGCAUUUCUAGUAUUCUUUCUCAGGGUUUAGUCAAAGAUGAGUCUCUUUCAGUAAUUAUUGGCCGUUCUCAGAGUAAUGGCCAGGGCUCAAACCGCCACGAUUUCAUUCAAAAGGAACUGCGCCUCUGUUGCUGUCCGUUUAGUUCAAUAGUGACGAACCAAGCAGCUCUAGCUAUGGCGUAUUAGAUACUUUUUUCCCAACAUGGUUUCAUUGGAAGAAAUUUGAUGCCUUCCAGGUAACCAUCUACCGUCCCACAAUGACUACAUUUGCAGCAGCGCUCGGUGCUGCUAUUUUUUUUCAAGCAGCAACGGCAGUAACUGGUGGAUAUGAAAGCGCUUUGGGAGAUCCAGGGAUGAGAAGCCCAAACUCCAGAGUGUUGCUCGAAGGCUGGAACUUCUGCAAUGGUGCUGAGAACAUUGGUUCAGGACAGCCCAGUCCUCGAUGGGCUGAUUGCACUGAUAAAGUCUGCAAGCCCGAUAGUGUCUGUUCUCCUUACAGUUUCGUGUCAAACAAUGACAACCAGCUACGGACAGGAGAUAUAUUUCCAAACCGGGCAUUCAAGAGCUACCAGAAUCCAGACCUGUACGCUGUUGAGAAGGAGAAGUUCCUGGCUUCGCUCUGCCAAGUCUCCGAUUUCAGCAACCAUCAUCCCUGGUACUUCUGGAACUCGAUGCUCAAAAAUGGCAACUUCGACAUGAGCUCGGGGCUAUGUCCGGCGACUUCGAAAGCAAGUUCUCUUCAAGUUCACACUCAGCUGACGAGACCUUUCAAAAAGAUUGUCAACGCAUUCCCUUGCUUCGGUGAUGGCUGCAUGAACCAACCGGUUGUUGUCCACGAACAGUCCACCAUCCAGCGGAAUUGCAGUUCCCAUGGCUGUGUGGAUGAUCUCAAAGGCAGAUUUUACGGCACCUACGACUUGAACAGGAGCCCCGAGAAUGUGACAGCGGGCAUGUCGUUCUUCUCGGUGGCGUGGGAGAAGAACAUAUCGUCUGGAAGCUGGAUCUUCAAGCACAGGCUCCAAGUAUCCAAGAACUAUCCGUGGCUGAUGCUUUAUCUCCGAGCCGACGCAACUUCUGGACUUUCUGGAGGCUAUCCAUGGGACACGCGAGGCAUAAUGACACGGGUUCCCGAAUCACCAAACUUCAAAGUAGUUGUCACUCUCAACGUCACCAAAGGCGGCGGCCCCCAGAGCCUGUUCUAUCUUCUAGACAUCGGUGGCUGCUGGAAGAACAAUGGCCAGCCAUGCGACGGUGACGUGAAAACCGACGUGACACGCUACAGCGAGAUGAUCAUCAAUCCAGAGACGACGAACUGGUGCACUCCAUCGAGGCUAGAUCUCUGUCCGCCAUACCACGUAACUUCGACCGGCACCAUAGUCUACCGCAAUGACACCGUCAACUUCCCAUACUCGGCUUAUCAUCUCUACUGCUCGCCGACAAACGCAGAGUUUCCAGAGCAUCCGUUCUCCGUGUGCGAUCCUUACAGCAAUCCGCAGCCACAGGAGCUUGUCCAGAUUUUGCCUCAUCCUGAGUGGGCGGUGAAUGGCUACCCGAGCCGGAAAGGAGAGGGAUGGAUUGGUGACGCAAGGACUUGGACUUUAGACGCAGGAGCUCUCUCGAGUAGGCUCUAUUUCUACCAGGACCCAGGAUCGUUCCCAGCAAGAAGAGUCUGGCCUUCGAUAGACAUCGGGACAGAAAUAUAUAUUAGUUCGAGUGAAGAACUUGCUGAAUGGACGGUGACUGAUUUUGAUGUUUUAGUUCCAGUGAGAUUAUGAGCACAUUGUUUUUUCCUAAGCUAAGAGUAGCAUUAUAAUUGCUUAUUUAUUUACACAAUUGCUAUUU